AUGAAACGAGCCCCAACCCCACUGCAACGCGCCUACUCAUCAGUAGACUUGAGCGUAGAAGACCGUGCUAUAAGUGCCGGCACUCAAACACCCUAUUAUUAUGAUAGCCAAUCAAGAUACGUUUAUCAUGACACUUCAGCUGGUAGUAAAGGCACUACCAGUGCGGUUUACUACAUCAACGAAACUCCAUCUUUGUACAGCUUUAACACUGAUCCACCACCGAUUGUCAGUGAGGUAUGGGGGUUAGAAAGAAUUUGAUUUUAGAGUAAAAAAUGGGUAAAAAAGAAAUUAAAAAUUAAAAUUAAAAUGAAGAAGGUAGGGUAAAGUAGAGUAUAUGGCAGAGUAAAGCAGAGUAAAGUAGGGUAAAGUAAGCACGUCUUAUGAAAUCUGACUACAAGACAAGAACGGGGUCUAAAAAAGUGUUUUAGUUUUAACUAUUAAAAUAUAUUGUCAUGCAAACCAAAAAAAUUUUUUUUUAAUUUUGUAAAGUUUUUAUUUUAUAAUUUAGAGUUUUUAGAGUUUAACAACAACGACUAAUGUUGUGAUAGGUGAAAGCGUUGAGAAAAUACUGCUGCGACUUCUGCACAUAUUUGCCUACAUUUUACGAGCACUGGUAGUGCUCUUUCAGUAAGUUUUCUAACUUUUUUUUGAAAAACGAUAUCUCACCUCGCUUCUCACUUUGAAUCCCCGAGUUGUAGAGAAGAUACACCGUGCUGCCUAAUAACUUGUAAGUACAUUUUAAAUAAUAUUUAUUAUUUAUAUUCUAGGAUCAUUUUGAUAGUAAUCUUGUUUUCGAAUGGUUGGGGAUGGUACAACUUGUUCAACGUUGCCAGUCUAUUAGCCUACCUAUUUGCUCAUCUUGGCAUUAUGAACCAAAACGUGUCUUGGCUGUACCCGUUUUUUAUCCUUGAUGUAAGUUUUGAAGCUUCAAAAUAUUUUUUCCCCUACCCUACCUUACCCUAUUUUACCUUACCCUACGCUAUUUUACCCUAUCCUACUCUACCCUACCCCGUCUCUAUCCUACUAUUAUAUGAACCUGCUCUUUUCAGUUCAUAGUGACAAUAUUCUACACAGUUUUUGCAAUCCUCCUAUGGGCCGACGCCAACUACUACAAUUACUUUCAAUACCCUACAUAUCUCUACCGAAUGACAAUAGUUGACCAACAAGUGAUUGCCUUUUGCCUUUUACUAUCAGUGGGGUUUAUGGUAUUGUUCAUGGUAGUGGUUGGGCGAGUAUGGUGGGGACGACCGUUUUGUUACCCAUAUAAGAAGGAUAGUAAGAGGGUCGAGAAGGAUUAUACUGGCAGGAUAUUUUUUAGCCAGGUUUUUGGAUGUUGUAGGUAUGAAUAG
Molecule: messenger RNA, 1349 nt
Organism: Bursaphelenchus okinawaensis
Lineage: Eukaryota; Metazoa; Nematoda; Chromadorea; Rhabditida; Aphelenchoididae
Source: the annotation of a GenBank genome assembly